GCCAAGUGACUUAAAAUCUGUGAGUGACAGGAGGCAUGUAAGAAUCCACAUUCUAAAGGCUGAGAUGAGGCGUCAACAGUGUCUCAGACAUUUCCUUAAAAUGUGCAAGUAUUUUAAUUGAGCAAGCAAAAUCUGUUAUUGUACGCCCGCUUCACUGAUGGAUUAACAGGACCUUCAAAUAUCCACCCACGGUCAUUAGUAUCCAGGGACAGAGGGAGGUGGAGCCUAUCCCAGCAUGCACUGGGCAGCUGACAGUGAAACACCUGAGGGUUUUCCUUUUGACACAAUAUAUGAGAAUUGGGUUACACAAUCAUAUCUUUGCAUAUAGUAUUGAUUAUUGAGCACUGAACUAGAUAAUCAUCUAUGGAUGCUCACAGUCUAUAUUGGUGAUAUUUAAUUUGAUAUAUCAGUCUUGAUAAUAUGACUCAAACUAAGUUGCAUGAAGUUGAUUAGUAGCAUUCGACUUCCUCACCUUCUGGAAGACUGGCAGGUGUUAAUAAACAGUUUGUACUACAUGAACCAACACUUCACUUCAUGGAUAAUCAUCCCCUUCCAUCAGAACAUAGACGGGUUUCAUCCCAGUGCUCCUGACGGAUACUGUCAACAUCAGGUGCUAAUCAAAAUCUAGAGAUCUUCAGAUUCCGAUACCAAUAUCAGAAAUGCCUCCCAUACUUAGAUACUGAAAAAUGCCGGAUUGGACAUCUGAGUAUGUGCAAAUCUAUGUACCUAUUCAAUACCACAUCUUUAAAACUGUGAAAAAAGACCAUCCUGUCGUUUUUUUGCGGGCUGGCCUAACCCUACAGCCUGGCUCUGAACACUCUGAUGUCACAGUUGGACUCUUUUGGGGUAACCCCCAGGCAUUUUAGACAGAGGGUGAAAAGAAGAGCUGCAGUAAUGGGCAGUAUCAGGACACCGAUGCUUUUUUCUGAACAUUAGAGCAUGUAAACCUUUUCAGGUAGUAACCCAAAUUAAAAAUAUCAACCUGUAUAUGGGCAUCACCUUUGAAUGUUCCCACGUUUCCCUUGUCAUUAAAUGAAGAGAUUCACAGAUGUAUAAGACAACACACAUCUCCUGGCAGGCUAUAAUAAACUCCUCUUAAGUCACCACUCAAUCUUUGUUUUUGUCCUUUUUUCUGGAAACAAAAACAAGUGAAACACAACAUAAUGCAAAUCAAAGAUUUAAUUAAAUCAAAUCCCCGGGAUGGGAAAAUUGGCAAUCGAACCAUCUCUAUCCAUAUCUUCCCACCCAGCCGCCCUGCCGCCCAGCGCCGCACACCCACCCAAAAAGACACGACUUGUGAACGCUGGAGCAACCUGUUUGCAUGGCUUUGAAUUGAUUUGUUUGACACAUGAAGAGCAGCUGCACAAUUUGCAUCCAUAGGCAGAGUUGCCUUGGAGAAGGAGCCUUCUUGGACAAGUCCUGAUAUUACGUCUCAGUGACUUUAGUUCAUCGACCUAAACAGCUGCGACGCAGAACUCCACACUGUGUCAACCCUGGUUGCUUUACCCAGAGAGACGGUUAAAGUGUUUGCUUCAAUGCAGGGAGAACACUUAAGUCAGUAUACAAUGUGUUUAUGAAAAUAUAAUUUUUCCCCCCGCUCUCUGUUUUAGUUUAUUCUCUGGUCUCAGCCAAAGAGCUCUGAGACGCCCUGUCCACCUGCUCAGCAUUCCUCAGCCGACAUACACAGUUAGUGACUGACUGUGAGUUACGCGGAUAAGGAUUCGGAUUCGUCCCUCGGGAGUUGGUAGAACAGAACUUUUGCCAGUUGGCCAGGAACAAAACUCCAUAUGAACGAUAAUAUUACUGCGUGACUGCCGAAUGUUCAGAUUUGCAACGGUUUCCAUCCAUCUUCUAUCUAUAUCAUUCAUGCCUUCACCACCACAAGUAAUUCAGUAAUUGCAGCUUUAAAUUUCAAAAGUCAACUUUUUGUCUCAUCAUUCUUGACAAUACAUAUUACAUAAUCACAAUAUAUAGCAAGAUGUGUAACCCUCACACAGUCCCUCUGUCUGGAUUUUCUACUGUGUUUAUAAUGAUAGCUGUAGUUUUAUGCAUCGAAAUGAAAUGUUUUGGGUUUUCUUCAGACAGUUUUGAACAACGCCAUUUUCGUAAGCGGUGAAACCACAGAAGUCCAUUAGGUACUUUCUUCUCUUUCAACUCUCUGGUUUAUGGCCCACAAUCAAGUAGUGCUCUCCACAGUGUCCUCUGCUUCCUCUCCACCUGACCAUAAAUAUGCCUGGCUCCUGACCAUGGUGGAAAACCGGUCGGAUGAUGCUUCCAGCAGACGUCCCUUUAGUCAGAGAAGAGUAAAAACGCUUUUAAACUGAUGAUCAUUAUUCAAUUAUUCAAUCAUUAUUUUAUUUGACGGCAGUUUCUGCGAAGAACGUGAGGAACCUAUUAUCAUUUGUGGUUGAACGAUAUUUUCCUCAGGUUUCCAGUUCGGGGAAUACAAUUAGCCCCGUCCACGCACAACCCUGUUGAAAGAUUCGGCAUCAGCGCUCCACAAUUGUGGGUGUCCGGUAAACCCGCAGCAGCCAGGUCAAAUAUUAACUUUUGUCCUGCUGACAAGGUGCUGCCACCACUUCCUUGUUAGUGCAAACAGUUGAAAGUGUGAGUGUGUGUCCAGAUGUCGCACUAAUGGCGGAGAGGAGUUUGUAUUCGUUACCCAAGCAACCCAUAAAUCAAUGCUCGGCAUCCAUGGUAGUCUGACCAAUCAGAGGAGAGGUGUUUACCUGCCUAGUUAGCGCCUGUUACCCCAACAUAGAGUUUCACCAAACAUCGACCUUCCCGCAUGCUGCUGUGAUUCAAAGCUGCCUUCAAGGACACCAUCAUAGCUGCGUCUUUGUUUACUUUGAUUUUCUGUUCCCUUGUUUGGAAAAGAAUGCCACGGUCUGCGGUGAUGGACCUUUCCUUCGAGGAGUCUCUGAAGCCAUUUUGUUUGUUUUGAGUGUGAACAUCACCGUCCGGUUCCUGUGUGGUGCUGACGAGAGGGGUGGCGGGGGUUGUGAAGGUUGAUGGCGAGGUUCCAGUUGGCCCGCUUUAAAGUGAGCUGGACAGCGCUCUUGACCCUGGCCCACUUCACAUACCUGCUGGUCGGGGCCACAAUCUUCCAGAUACUGGAGCGAGAGGCCGAGAGCAACAACCGCGACCACUUCCAACUGGAGAAGCUCCAUUUCUUGGCUAAUUAUACCUGCCUGGAUGGACUGGCCCUGGAGAAGUUUGUUCAGGUGAUUUUGGACGCUUGGGAAAAGGGAGUGAAUCCCUCUGGCAACUCAACAAACCCCAGUAACUGGGAUUUCAGCAGCUCCUUCUUUUUUGCAGGCACAGUAGUAACAACUAUAGGCUAUGGCAACCUCUCCCCCAGCACCGUGUCUGGUCAGGUGUUCUGCGUGUUUUACGCACUCUGCGGCAUCCCGUUGAAUCUCGCCUUCCUCAAGCAGCUCGGGAAGUGUCUCACCAUCCGCCUGGGUCGACUCAAGAAGGGCAUGGUCUCAGUUGUUCCACACAAGCAAACAGUUGAGGCUCUGGCGCUGAGUUUAUUCUUCAUCAGUGGCAGCCUGCUGUUUCUGGUCAUCCCGCCUCUGCUGUUCAGUUACGUGGAAGGCUGGACGUUUGGCGAGGGCUUCUAUUUCGCCUUCAUUACCCUCAGCACCAUCGGUUUUGGGGAUUAUGUGGGACUGACCCGGGCAAAGAGUACAUCUCUCUGUAUCGCAGCCUUGCAGGCAUCUGGAUCAUUUUUGCCCUCGCUUGGCUUGCUCUUAUCCUCAACAUGGGAUCCAGGGUCAUGCAGCAUGUGGUUGUCCUGACUCACCCCGGCUUUAAGCAACAGGAGGAGGAAGAGGACGUGUCGUCCUGUAAACUGGAGGACACGUCAAAGAUCUGAAAAACGGACUGCAAUAUUCACUAGGUAGAACUUUUUUUUGUUUGUUAUUUUUCUGCACAUAUUAUGAUACAGAAAGAAAGAAAGAAAAACAGAUGUAGCAUCAUUUUAUAUAUUUGCAAUAACUGCUGUUUUUUUGUACGUGUACAUAUUUAUUCCUUCUUUAAUGCUUUGCUUUGCAAUUAUAUUUUAGUUUCGAGAAAUAAACAUUACAAGUUUUUGUUUGACAGUUCUACCUCGGUUAAGUGUCACUACAGCACAAGGUUUGAAUUUAUCUCUGAAAAGGCGACUAGGGGACAUUUCAUGACAAUGUGAGCAGUAAGACAUAUUAAUCAAAAGACUUAACUUCAUUACUCACAUGAACUCUAGGCUCUGAAGAGAAAUAUCCAGUUCGAGGCACAGAUUUUAAGAUUUCUUUUUUUUAAAAGUUUUUAAAGAUGUCAUUCUGCAAAGGAUAAUCUUUUAUUUGGUUUUAAUGUGAAAAACUGUUUUCAUUAGCCAUUGACAAUAAAAAAAUUCAUAGCAAUGGUAUAUAUUUCUAUAUGUCAUGAUACAUAUAUAAUAGUGGAUACAUAAUGGGAAAGUGACUGAAAUGGAAACAAAAGUAAUACUCGGGACUCAUUUAAUGGCAGAUGUAAUCUUUUUUGCACCCCCUGACGAAAUCAAAAAAAAAAAAAACAAUAAAACAAGUGGAAUAACAUUAACUAAUAUAUGACUCUAAUGGAUUUUUCUCUUAUCAUCAUAGCCACUGAUAGUUUGAACAGCUGUGUGUGCGCUCACCUCUAUCAUUAUCCCGUCACCAAACCUGAUGGGAAUAUUACUUGGGAGGGUAUCUCCCGAUGAGU
Scophthalmus maximus (turbot) is the source of this 4722-nucleotide messenger RNA. Its product is annotated as potassium channel subfamily K member 16-like. The record is from RefSeq and is a predicted model, not a curated record. The transcript is spliced from 5 exons. Gene Ontology annotation, cellular component: membrane. Gene Ontology annotation, molecular function: potassium ion leak channel activity. Gene Ontology annotation, biological process: potassium ion transmembrane transport; stabilization of membrane potential. NCBI's taxonomy places the organism in Eukaryota, Metazoa, Chordata, Actinopteri, Pleuronectiformes, Scophthalmidae. Bases 3012 to 3803 code for a protein of 263 amino acids.